Molecule: messenger RNA, 9205 nt
Organism: Chelonia mydas (Green sea turtle)
Lineage: Eukaryota; Metazoa; Chordata; Testudines; Cheloniidae
Gene: ITFG2
Product: integrin alpha FG-GAP repeat containing 2
Exons: 16
Coding region: 116-1516 (466 amino acids)
Biological process (GO): regulation of TOR signaling
Cellular component (GO): KICSTOR complex
Molecular function (GO): protein binding
Source: RefSeq, a predicted model, not a curated record
CCUCGCUUUCUCCCCCACCCUCGGUGCGCUUUUUGAGCCCGUGGAGCCUCCGUAGCACCCCCAUGGUCAUAGAGAGCCGGAGCGCCGGCCCGACCAAGAGAGAGAGACCAUCUCUAUGGUCGCCGCGGAGAUGCGGUCGGUCAGUUAUGUGCAGCGGGUGGCGCUCGACUUCAGCGGGAGCCUCUUCCCCCACGCCAUAUGCCUGGGAGACGCCGAUAACGAUACGCUGAACGAGCUAGUGGUGGGGGACACCAACGGGAAACUCUGCGUGUACAAGAAUGACGAUAGCAAGCCCUGGGCCGUGCGCUCCUGCCAAGGAAUGCUCACCUGCGUUGGUGUUGGGGACGUGUGCAAUAGAGGAAAGAAUCUGGUUGUUGCCGUGAGUGCCGAGGGCUGGUUUCAUCUGUUUGACCUGACUCCUCCACCCUCAAAGCAUCCAGAUGCAUCUGGCCACCAUGAACCCCCACCGGCAGAUGAGCAGAAGCCGGUGUUCAAGCAGCACAUUCCUGCCAACACCAAGGUCAUGCUGAUCAACGACAUUGAUGGAGAUGGGAAGUUCGAGCUGGUGGUGGGUUACACGGACCGUGUGGUGCGAGCCUUCCGCUGGGAGGACCUGUCUGAGAGCUCCGACCACAUCUCCGGCCAGCUGGUGCUGCUGAAGAAGUGGCUGCUGGAGGGGCAGGUGGACAGCCUCUCUGUGAACCCGGGCUCUGAUGGUGCUCCCGAGAUGAUGGUGUCCCAGCCGGGCUGUGGCUAUGCUAUCCUGCUCUGCACCUGGAAGCCGGACCAGCAGCCCCUAGCAGAGGGAGGAGACAGCUCUGCAACCAGCAGGGAGGCCCCAGUUCGGGACGUUAUCCUUCACCAGACGUCUGGCAGGAUUCAUAACAAGAACGUUUCCACUCAUCUAAUUGGCAGCAUUGGCCGAGGCUGCACUAAAGCGGAUGCUGGCUCGGGCCUCUUUGCCCUCUGCACUCUGGACGGAACGUUGAAGCUCAUGGAGGGGGCGGAUAAGCUGCUGUGGUCUGUGCAGGUCGAUCACCAGCUCUUUGCUCUGGAAAAACUGGAUGUUACUGGCAACGGGCACGAGGAGGUGGUUGCCUGCGCCUGGGAUGGCCAGACGUACAUCAUCGACCACAAUCGGACUGUGGCCAGAUUCCAAGUGGACGAGAACGUUAGCGCGUUCUGUGCCGGCCUCUAUGCAUGCAAAGGAGGCCACAACAGCCCCUGCCUGGUUUACGUCAGUUUCAACCAGAAGAUCUACAUCUACUGGGAUGUGCAGCUGGAGAGAAUGGAAUCCACCAACCUGCUGAAGAUACUAGAGACCAACCCAGAAUACAGGGACCUUCUGCAGCAGCUGGGCGUGGAGGGAGAUGAUGUCUCGGCUGUCAAAGAUCUGAUUCACAAGACCCUGUACUUCCCAGAAAAGCAGCCACAGAACAGCCCUUGCCAACAUCGGGGCCCUGCUGGAGCAGACUCCUCCAGUCACUCCACCAGUGCCCAAGACUUGUGUACGUAAUAGCACCUCUUCUCACAGUAGUGACCCUUCUUUAGGUGUUGGCUACAGUCAGUCAUUCAUGUUGCACCAAGCUCAGUCUGUAGCCAGGAUCAAUGAGAUCCUUCCCUCCUUGUCAGUCUAGGCUUCCAGCAAGCUAGCAGCAGCAGACAAGCCACUGUGUUAGAAUUAGCCUUCAGGUCAGGGCUGAGGUAAGGUGAGCGCUCGGAUGCUGGUUUUAUCAUUGAGGGGUGGUGAGUUCGUUGCCCCUUUAGUUGAAGCAAUGAGGGUCCAGUUCCUUCUGUUCUCUGGGGUGCCACCAUUAGAAUUAAACUCUCAGCAGCCAUGUUCUCUGCUGGUCAAAGAGUUGUGCUUGUGAAGGGGAAACAGAGAGUAGCAAACUUGAGUCUAGUCUUGGUACGUUAUUUGUGCAGUCCCUGUGGAGCUGAUUCCCUGAGUUCCUAGCAGCUUAUGAAUGGGGGAUUCGCUGGGGGUAGAGAGGGCUUUAUGAUUGUUCUGGAUUUUUUAUCACAUGUCCAUAUGCAUGAAUCACUAAAUAGACCUGCAGCAUUACCCCUGCUUCAGUUCUGACACUCCCCUUGAUCCUAGGCCUCCUCUCACAGCAGCAGCUUUCAUUCACACACACAGCUGAUUUGUUUCCCGUGGUACUAAUAACAGGGAGGUGUGUGGCUGAUGCCUGAAGAAAACUAGGCAGCUCCAGCAACAGUGCUGGCAAAAGGAACCCAAACUGCUCUUGCUAGGAAUGCAAUCAGGAGAAAGUUGAACCCUCAUUCUGGUUGGUCACAUAAAGACUGUGGGCCAAGCUCAUCCCUGGGAUGACUAUUUAUACCGAGCAGUCAAGAACUGGACAAUAAAUCGAAUCCAUUCUAAACGUUGUUCUCUGAUGAUGACCAGCCUUGCAACCAGCCACUGUGCCUUGCACAUCUUUAGCAGCUGCAGUAAUGCUACUCUGCCUUCCGCCACUGGCUACCUGGAACAGCUAGAAAGAGCAUCAUUUUGCUUUCCAACCCUGCACAUGUGUAAUAGCUAGGAGGAGCAGGCACUCCACUUUCUGCAACGGCAAAGCUUGGGGGCAUGCCACUCCAGGUCCAGCACUGCACAGGGGGAAAGGUGGCACUGCUCUGCUCUCUCCAGCCCUUGUACAUCUCUGACUGCUUUGCCUCCUUCAGUCCUGCGCCAGUCUCAACUCAUUAAGACGAGACCAGCAGGCAAACCUGCUGCUCUGCAUCCAUUAUCGUCUCUCAUCCAUGCAAUGUUUUAUUUAACACGCAUAAUGGAUGGAGCUUUCCUCCCACGCCCCACCACAGAGAGAUUUGGAUCUGACUCAGAGCAAAUAUAAUUAAUUCAAUGAUAGCCCUUAGGAAAUGAUAACAUAUAAGGAUCCCACAAGCUGUUGGGUUCCUGCUGUGCCAUGUUCUGAAGAACACCCUUGAGCACCUCAGCAGGGAGACUGAAUUCCCCACUCAUUUCAGGAGAGUGGAAGUGCCUGCCUGCUGGGGUAGAAGCCUAGGGUUGGAACAGACAGACUUGGGUCGGGGGUGCGGUGUGGAGCAUCUGAUUAUUAGACAAUAAACCUUAGCUCCUGUGAGUACGUUCUGUCCAUAGAUCUCAAAGUGUUUUAGAAAGGAAGGUUCUCCCCAUUUCUCAGAUAUGGAAAUUGAGGCACAGAGGGGUAAAGUCUCCUGCCAUGGGCCACACCAAGGAGUCGGUGACAGAACUGGGAACAGAAGUAAGUGUUCCUAAUUCCCAAAUCUUGUGCCUUCUCCACCAGACUCUGCUACAUGGCUACAGAGAAAAAGGGUUUUCUCUCCCCCAUGUAACCAGUACAGGGGACAGCAUUAUGGGUAUAAUUUUCAAAAGUGCUUAAGGCCCAGAAAUCAGUGCGGGUUAUGUCCCUGAAUACCUUGUAAGGGUCUGGGCCUAAGUAAGUUAAGAACUCAAGUCCCAUUGAUUUUUGAAAAUAUUGCAGUCUAUAGACAGGGAAGGUUUGGGGUUUUGCGGCACAAACUGAAACCAGGGCUGUAGGGCUUAGAAUCAUCUGUUGGGAAGAAUCAGCUGGUCUAUGGGAAGCAUCUGGUAAGGGGAUGAAGCCUUGGGGAUUGUUAUCCAAGGGUAUGUCUUACUAGAACAUGCCCUAGAACACAAUACCGAGCAGGACUUUGCAGGUGCUGUAAACAGGGACCGGCCAUGUUUCACACCACGCCAGCUGGUGAUGGCGUAGUGGGAACCACUCCUCAGGGCUGUGUUUUUAACUUUCUGUCAGUUUCUAGCAGAUAUGAGACCCCACAAGGUUAUAAAACAUGCCAUAGUUUAGCACCCUCAUGCUACCUCCAGGUUCCAAGCCCGUUAUGGUCUCCAGCCCCAGCACAGUCAGACCUUGCAGAAGACUCAAUGAUCAUUAUUUCCAGCACAGCCAAAACUCGGCACUCCCAGCGUGGCUUCUGAGGCUGAGCAUUGAACAGUAGUAUAAUUUCAUCUCUGUAAAAGUGGUGGAGAAAGCUCCUGCCACAGAUGUUGGUCUGAUCUAGGGUUGCCAACUGUCUAAUCACACAAACCAAACACGCUUGCCCUGCCCCUUCCCCAAGGCUCCGCCCCUGCCCUGCCCCUUCGAGGCGCUGUCCUGCUCACUCCAUCCCCCCUCCCUCCAUUGCUCACUCUCCCCCAUCCUCACUCACUUUCACCAGGCUGGGGUUGGGGGGAGGGAGGGAGGGGGUGUGGGCUCUGGGCUGGGGCCGAGGGGUUCAGCGUGUGGGAGGGGGCUCUGGGCUGAGCCUGGGGUAGGGCGUUGGAGUGCAGAUGGGGGGUGCAGGGAAGCAGGCUCUGGGAGGGAGUUUGGGUGCAGGAGGGGGCUCUGGGCUGUGGUAGGGGGUUGGGGUGCAGGAGGGGGUGCGAGGUGCAGGCUCCAGCCAGGAGGCGCUUACCUCUGGCAGCUCCUGGUCGGUGGCGCAGUGGGGCUAAGGCAGGUUCCCUGCCUGCCCUGGCCCCGUGCCACUCCCAGGGCAGGCAGGGAGUCUGCUUUAGCCCCGCUGCGCCACAGGACUUUCAGCCCCUAAAAUGUCCCGGUUUGGCUUCAGUAGCCUCUGGGAAAUAGGGCGUGAUUCCAGGAGACUCCUGCUGAAACCGGGAGGAUUGGCAACCCUAGUCUGAUCCCAGGGAACGUUCACGCAAGUCCCUGGAGUGGAAUAAAGUGGCAAAAAUAGCUACAUUCCCCACAAGCACCCAGAGGAGCUCUGAAGGAGCCUGUGCUGUUACAGAGGGGGAGAAAGGUUCUGCUGCAUGGGUCAGAUGGUUUCAAUUUUUUGUAUUUUCAAACCAGUGAAAGUGGCACUGAGAGAGACUCCAGUGGAGCUGGGCUCUGCUAAGCAGAUUUUCUACAUAGGCUUCCUCAGUGCACCUCUGCCAAUGCACCUCUUUCCUGACUUGUGGCACCCCCUGCUAUGUUACUCCAGAGUAUGGAAGGCCAAUCCUACAGGACUCUGAUGAUUUUGUGAUGUGGGCACAUAGCCGCUUGUGACAGAAAUGAGCCCGCUCCCUGCAUUUGGCAUGCAGUUACACACAGAAAUACACAUACUCCCAGUUCCACACAUGCUCUUUUGCAGGGGCAUCCUUACCCAUAUGCAAACUAUGCAGCUGUGUAGGGCACCAGGAAAUUUGGGGCACCAAAUUGUGCCAAAUUUCCUCGUGCCCUAUGCAGCUGCGUGCUGCUCCAGCAGCCAGCCCGAUCCCCCGGCCGGCUAAGCUGGACAGGAAAGCUGCUCCCGCCCCGUGUCCACUCCACCCCUUCCCCAUAGCCCCUGCCCCUGCCCCGCGUCUUCCUACCCCUGCUCCACCCCACCCCCACUCCACCCCUUCCCCUGAGCUACGCCCCAGGGGACUGCAGCAGGGGUUGGGAGCACCUUGUACUCAACGGGCAGCAGGAAGUGGAGUGUCCCGGCCCCAGACUGCUCCGCUCUGCUGGCUCCCAGCAGCGCCACUGGGAACUUUCCCACAGGAAGCGCAAGCCCUCUCCAGCUGCUACCUCUGUCACUCAGGCCAGGAGAGGGUCAAGCAUUGAUAUGGGAGCUAAGCUUUGGGACAGCAAGGGCAUCUGUUCUGAGCGCAGAGAACAUGAUCUUCUCUGCCUCCUGCAUCACUGAGGAGAGCUGGGAAUGAAGAGGAGACAGGACAAGAAAUGCAGUGCGAGAGAGAAGAUGAACUGGACAGAUGAGGCCCCAUCUAAAGUCCUUCCAGGGCACAUUCCUUCGUAUUACAUAAACUCCGGAGGACUGACACCAGCUGCCCUAUUACACACUGCAGUGGAAGAUACACAAGCCCCGUGGGCAAGAAUGAGGAUGGCUCUUCAGUGGACGGCAACACCUACACGGGAAGCACAGAAGUGAGGAAUGACGCACUACACUGGAGAAUAGAGGAGUCGUUCAUUCACACUCUGAGAGAAGAAUCCCUGUGUGAAGUAAAAAGCAGCCUACCCAUGACAAGACAACUAGAGGAGAACAGUCACCUUAGGAAUGGGGGAUGGAAGGCAGGUGCAGCCAAGCGCCAGCCAGCACCAGUCCCACCACUGUAAGCAUGGACGUUUGACAGCAGUAGCGAGAGUGGGCAAAAAAACCCUGUGGAGAGCAGGGGAGACUGGCACCACAGAAGCCCAAGGCUAGCAGAAUCACUAACCUUUGGAGCAAUGCGUACACGCUUGCUGCUCCGGAUAGACUCUGAGCCACUGAGGGAGGCUCCCUGGGCCAUGGGCUGAGGCACCUUCAGGGAGGACUGCAGGAUGAGAGGUUGGCUCACAGGAAACUGGAUUGGAACCAGGUAGGAGCUGACGCGAGGAAGCAAAGGCUUCAUCUUUCGGCCUGGAAGGGAAGAGACUGGAUCAGCUAGCGUCUUGCUCUGGGGAGCCUCUUCAUCUCCCCCCACCACACGCCAGGCACUAGACAGUCAAGAGAUGGGGAGCUUGAACCAUCCUCAUUCCCAGAAAAUAACUAACUAAUUCCAGGGAGGGGCUCACCCUGCCCCUGCCUUUUCUGCAUAGUUAUGGGGAUGCAAGUCCUGAGCCGAAACCCAGCAGAACCCAGGAGCUCCAGUUAACAACCACCCCCAACUCAAGGUGUCUUGGGUUGGGAUACUGCUCCCCACAGAGCUCAGCUCCUACUCCCUUUGAGCACCGGCCCCUGUAUCAGGUCUCCCCCCCACCCCCAGACGUCUUCUCUCAGAUGCAGCAGCCCUGCCCUCAGCUCCAAACCUGUCAGACAGGAGCGGCCAUGGCAAGCCUGCGAGCAGGCAAUGCUGGACAGCAAUUUCCAUUUCUUUUCCUACAGGCUGGGAAUGGCAGUUCGGGAUCAAGCGCCCAUCACCCUGGUUAGGGGACUGGCUGUCUUUCUGUCCAAGACAGAUGCACACACUCACGUGCAUUCUGCGGCUCAGUUUUGUUGCUGCUGUUGCCCCCUGUGUUCUUCUGGAGUUCUGGAAUGUGUCGUUUUUGCUGCUAUGGUCAUUGGGGGAUAAGAAAGAGGAGAAAAGAGAGUUAAAGAGAAGAACCCAUCUCUGUUCGACUGCCUCACUUAGGAAUGUGGAUCCAGAGGCCUGUGCUGAGCUAGUGCCGAGAGAGCAACCGUUACCACCCUGAGACCGUGUGCCACCUGCCAUUGCAUGCCCAUGACAUCCCUCUGCCAGCUGCCACACAAAAGCCUUGUGGAGGGUGAGCUGGCAUGAUGGAGCUUCUCCAGCUGUGGUCUCUGCUGCAGGAGAAAUGACCUGAUUUUGGUGUCCUCUCUGCCUGAGGAAAGGUGAACAGUACAGCUUUACAGCGUGUAGUGUCUUUCAUACAAACCAUAGCCCAAAAUGCUCAAGUGGAACAGCAGAGCGAAAGAGGAAUUGAAGAUCUAAGCAGGUGAAAAGAGGGAUGCGGUUGGAAAGGAAAUGGAGACAAGUCUGGCUAGCUGCUUGCACAUCUGUUAUCGCUAUACUGCUGGAGGUGAAGGAGGCAGCACCAACUUCCAUCUGGCCAAGAGUCAUGGUGCUUCCAGGGAGAAGAAAGCAGUGCACAGAGAUUUUGCCCUUCCUGAAGCCACAGCCCAGAAAGGAGAGGAGCUGCUGCCAGGGAGGGUUGUACCUGAAACUUCUGGCUGGGUUUGUUCUCUGGAGACACAUUUCAUGCCAAUAUGCAGCUGCCGGCACCUCGCUGCGCCUAUAGAUAUGCGCAGGUAGCUGUUAUAUACUUCUGCAAAUAUCCAUCCAUCAUUAUCGGGUCUUCACCAGCUAGUGCAUUUUCUGCAGCAGUUAGAAACUUGGCCCUCCAUUAUAUCAGGCAUGCCUCCUUCCCCAAAAAGGUGUGCAAGGAGCUAUUGGACUGGCAGCUGCGGUGACUCAUUCCCCCUCCCCAAGCAUCCUGUCCUUUCCUGCAAUCACUGGCAAAAGGAAAAGCAGCCCAAGCCCCGAGUCAGAGGGAAAGUCUUACUGAUUCAGAGUACUCAGGCGAUGUUGGUGACCCCGCAUCCAGCGGCUGGUGGCAGCAAGGCAUCAGGAGGGAGAAAAAUAAGAGGAAGUUACCAACCAAAGGGGGAAAAAGUAUGGGACAUUAACCCUUGCACAAAGUUCCCAAGUAGGAACAUCCAGCUGCCCACCCACCAGGGAGAAAACACAGGAAGCGUUCACCCUGCCUGCUCUGAAAAUCAUUGCAGCAAGAGAAGGUCUCCAUUCCUUUCACAAAGGGACCCCUUCCACAGCCCCCAGGUGACACAAGGCAAUUCUGCCUGCAUGGCUGGUCAAACACAACUAUGCAGUGCAUUAAAGGCCCAACCCAACUCUCAUUUAAGUCAAUGGGAGUCUUUCCAUUAGCUACCAUGUGAGUUUGCAUCAGUCAAAACAGCUGGUUGAAAGCUUAUUCUACCUCUUUCACUAUUCACAUUGCUACGCUGCGCCUGGAGAGCCCUGUUGCAUCAAAGGUGCUCCAGCCCAUCCAGGCUACCUCCAGCUUCAAAACAGGGAACCCGCUACUUGUAAAGUUAAUAGUGACUUUGUUCUCUAGAAGUUGGACUGAGGCCACAUGCCAAGAGGGCUUCACCUCCCUGUUGAAAUCAGAUGCAACCAGAUGUCCUGGCAUUCCGGAAUUGGGAAGGCUACCUGUUUUCCUUCCCAGGAGCCCCUCACCUUGAACACUUGGUCCAGCGUCAGAUAGCGAUUGGCAUCAGGGUGGAUCGUCCAGAAGGAGAUUUUACCAUUGGCAGACGUCUCCCGGACAAACAUAUCGUGAAGUGAUAGAUUGUGUCGAAUGGAGUUCUAGGUGGAGAGGAAAGAUCUUAAUAGGUUUUUGGUAACCAAGCAUAGGUAGGACCCUAAGACACUAACCCAGGCAGGGGAAUGCCCCCCUGGCAGACCGCGGCCCUUCAUGCUCACCUGGUACCCAGUUAUAUCCCCAUCACUAAAGUCCCUUAAUGCCCCCGCCAAAGAUAUUCCAGCUUCCUGCCCAGUAACCAGCCAGCCCUCUCCCCUGCCUGAGAGGAGUUGAGAGAGGAUGCUAGGGUGUUUGAGAUGGAAAACGGAAUAUCAGGAAUUGAAGAGGGCCCUUAGUUUGAAACUAUUUUCCAUCCUGUUUCAUGGGCUGCUUGUUCCUUUGGAUGAAGGAAAAAAAAAAAAAAAAAAAAGCAAUUCUCCAAGCAAGCAGCCCCCUCGUGUGAGGGCUGGUCUAUACUAACGCUG